AUGAGCUUCAAUAUUCCUAUUAUCUUUGACGACUCUCCGUUUUUCGACUGGGGCGAUGUACGGCGACCACAACACAGACGAAAUUGCCAAAGCAGUGGCAGACGACAGCCUAGUGUAUUUGGGCAGUGGGAGGAUCCAGAGUUUUUCUACGAUUAUCCUGCUAGAAAGCAACAUUACAGACCGAAGUAUAGUGAAAGGCAACGGGAAUAUGACAGACAAUCUCCCGAAAAACACAGCUUUGAUGAUGAGGGGGCACAAGAGGAUAUCUAUGACACUGAGGAACAGAGAAGAGCACCAAGGAGUAAUUUCGGUUAUGAUGGCUGGGACAUACCGGUACAACAUAUGGAUAGAGCAAGCCACAAACAUCACAAACAUAAACAUAUGCCAAAACAGAAGUCUAAAGCACAUCAUGAUAUUAGCUAUGAUAACGAAGAGCCUAAACGACCACAAAGGAAGGUAAACGAAGCAAGCAAUGCUAACGAGGUUGCUUCUGAUACUGAAACUAAAACAGAACAUAGCAAUGUGGCACUGAAUGUUAAAACUGGAAAACAAUCAAAAAUAAUCCCUGAAAAAGAAAAUAUGGAACAACAAUCAAAUGAUGAUUCAAACACCAAAUACUUUUCCCAAACAACCGAAGGUUCUUCCCAAACAACUGAAUCAGAAAACGACAGUACCGAAAUACCAAUAUCAUACACCUCUCCAAAGAACACACAUAGACGGCAAUCCAAACGCUUAAGCCAGUGCGAUCCUCCUUCCCCUGCAGACAUCAAACUUGUAAGGAUAAAAUCGAUUGUUCAAAAAAUGGAAGGAAUGGAAGAAAAAAUUGCAGAGUUUGUAGAUCCAGCUCAAAACAAGAACUAUUUAUAUAUUAGCGAGACUCUAAUGAAGAUACUGCUGGAUUUAGAUACUGUAGAUUCAGAAGGAUUUGACAAUGUUCGCAAAGCUCGGAAAGAGGGUGUGAGGACUGCGCAGGCAUUGGUGGACAAGCUUGAAGCAAAAUUAGAAGAAAAUAAAAGAAAUUCCAAUCAAGAAUAG
Molecule: messenger RNA, 1035 nt
Organism: Paramuricea clavata
Lineage: Eukaryota; Metazoa; Cnidaria; Anthozoa; Malacalcyonacea; Plexauridae
Source: the annotation of a GenBank genome assembly